AUGACAUGUAUCAAAAACUGCUGGAAUGAGAAGGAACCACAGCUGCCAUCGGUGCAGGAAGACUUUCACAUCGCGGCCUGUCCUGGUGAAAACACCAUUUUAUGUGAGCUAGUGGAAGACGUAAAGAAAGCAGGACUUCCAGCUACUUCAUCUGAUCAUGCCUAUGCUGGACCUGGAGAUGUGGCCUGUGAUUUCUGUUCUGGGAGAAAGCGGAAAGCCUCCAAGUCCUGCCUGGUGUGUAUGGCCUCUUAUUGUGAGCAUCACCUUCAGCCUCACUACAACGUAGCUCCAUUUAAGAAACACAAGCUGAUUAAUGACGCUUCAAAACUUCAGGAGAACAUCUGCCCUCACCAUGAUGAGGUGAUGAAGAUCUUCUGCCGCACUGAUCAGCAGUGUAUCUGUUAUCUUUGUUUAAUGGAUGAACACAAAGACCAUGAGACAGUGUCAGCUGCAGCGGAAAGAGCUGAGAGGCAGAAAGGGAUUGAAACAAAUAGACAAAGUGUCCAACAGAGAAUCCAGAACAGAGAGAAAGAUGUGAAGGUGCUUCAAGAGGAGGUGAAGGCUAUCAAUCUUUCUACUGAUAAAGCUUUGAGGCAAUCUGAGAAGAUGUUCAAAGACUUGAUCAGUCUUGUUCAGAGAAAAAGCUCUGAGGUGAAGCAGAAGAUCAGAUCCAAGCAAAAAGCUGAACAGAAAAGAGUCAAAGAGCUUCAGGAGAAAAUAGAGCAGGAGAUCAGAGAUCUGAGGAGGAGAGACACUGAACUGCAGCAGCUCUCACUGACUGAGGAUCACCUCCAUUUUCUGAAAAACUACUCCUCACUGUCACAUCUGAGUGCAUCUACAAACGUACCCACUACAACAAUGUUACUCUGCAGUACUUUGAGGAUGUGA
Molecule: messenger RNA, 888 nt
Organism: Oreochromis niloticus (Nile tilapia)
Lineage: Eukaryota; Metazoa; Chordata; Actinopteri; Cichliformes; Cichlidae
Product: tripartite motif-containing protein 29-like
Exons: 1
Coding region: 1-888 (295 amino acids)
Molecular function (GO): zinc ion binding
Source: RefSeq, a predicted model, not a curated record